UAGUUGUUUAAUUUUUAUAAAAUUCAACGUGACAGAAUGUCUGACAUGUAGAUAAAUUUUUUUUAAAGUAUUUAUUGAAGGUCAAACUUUCAUUAGUUAUAGAAGUUUUGUGGAUUCUUAGAAAUCCAUUUCGAAAUAAACAUACGGGCAAUAUAGUAUCUUAUAUUAAAAUUGCGUUAACAGUAAAGAGAAAAAUUAAAUAGGACAUCAAAUAAUGAAAUACGCAGAAUGAAAAGUAUUACUUGAUAAAUGUAUCAUAAAUGAUUCAUGUGUCAAAAUGUUUUUAUUUGUCGUAAGUGACAGCGCGAUGAGAAACAUUAAUUUAAUGUUAAAAAGUUCGAUUUAUUUCUUAAUACGUUCUCGGAUUUCCUUCAUUAUCAGAAUUUAACGUACGUGGAAUAAAACAGGUACUUGAUAGUAUCAAAUAAAAUAAUUUUGGUAGAAAUAAUUGGAGGUUAGGUUAUGACAAAAAAUGACAAUUGAUCUAUCGACAGUACCACUUGUUGCUUUGUCCAUCGAAAGUAAAUAUGCUAUUUCGUCAUUAUUAAAUCCUCCGAAAAUUUUACCUUCUGAAAAUGGAUUACCUAGAGAUUGGCGAGGUCUUGCACAUUUUUGCAAAUUAAGCGGAGAAAUAAUGCCAUUAUUAACAUCACAUCCAGAUCCAACUACUUAUAUUUUAACAACUUGGCAACAGAAAGAGAAAGAUGUUACACUUAAAGAUUUGCAAAUUGCUUUGGAAGAAAUCGAAAGAUGGGAUAUCUUAGAUGAUACAUCAAAACUUUUUGAGGGAGAUGGUGAAAAAUAUUUAGAACAAUUGCAAAAGUCUCAGACAUCAGCUGAAAUAAUCUCAAAUGACAUUGAUGAAAAAGUUCUUACUGUAGAUGAUCUUCAUAGACUAAGACAAGGCUUGGAAAAUCAGUAUUAUGAUGCGUUUUUAUUGUAUGCUGAUGAAGAUGUUAAUUGGGCCACUGAAAUGUUGAACAAAUUGGAAAAUAAAUAUAACUUGAAGCUUUGUGUAAAAGAUCGUGAUUUAAUUGCUGGAGUCACAUUUGAACAUGAAGCUAUAAUGACUCUAAUAUCAGAACGUUGUAACAGACUGAUUGUUAUAAUAUCAUCCAAUUUUCUGAAAAGCCCAGCAAAUAAAUUCUUUUUGAAUUAUGCUCAAGCAUUGGGUAUCGACAAACAACAAAGGAAGAUCAUACCAUGUUUGUAUGAAAUAUGCAAAUUGCCACCACAGCUAAGAUACAUGUUUGUAUUAGAUUAUAAUAGAAUUGGUUUGUACGAUUUCUGGGAAAAAUUAAAAGACUCUGUACAAGUUGCAAAUAAAGUAAAAGGAAAUGCUAAUGCUCUUCUUGCAAAAGAUAUAAAUAAUGAAAUUGAAGUAGAUAUUAAACAUGUAGAGUCUUUAGAAGUACAAACGCUUGAAUUACAAAAUAGUAAAGAAACAUUUAAUAUAAAGAAUUCAAAUCCUCCUGAAUUUAAUAAUGUAUACAAAGAUAACAAAAAGUACAAUCAAUUUUUACAAUGGACAAAAAAGAAACUGUCCAUAAAAGGAGAAAAUAAUAAAAAAGAAGAUGGAACAAUCACAGAGACAAUUAGUUUACCAUCUAUUGAAGAUUUAGAUCUAUUGAGUACAUCCACAGAAUCAAUAGAAAAAAGGAGUAAAAUAAAAUUUAUAGAUAAAUAUGUAAAAAAGGCGCAUUUGAAAAAAAUACUUGUUAAGUCAUAAAAAAGAUAUUAAUUGUUGAUA
This is a messenger RNA of Frieseomelitta varia, 1750 nucleotides long. It is a transcript of the gene Myd88, whose product is annotated as myeloid differentiation primary response protein MyD88. Gene Ontology annotation, molecular function: TIR domain binding; Toll-like receptor binding. NCBI's taxonomy places the organism in Eukaryota, Metazoa, Arthropoda, Insecta, Hymenoptera, Apidae. Gene Ontology annotation, cellular component: plasma membrane. The transcript has 6 exons. The coding region runs from base 473 to 1729 and encodes 418 amino acids. Gene Ontology annotation, biological process: Toll signaling pathway; MyD88-dependent toll-like receptor signaling pathway; defense response to Gram-positive bacterium. The record is from RefSeq and is a predicted model, not a curated record.